Medioppia subpectinata is the source of this 1151-nucleotide messenger RNA. NCBI's taxonomy places the organism in Eukaryota, Metazoa, Arthropoda, Arachnida, Sarcoptiformes, Oppiidae. The record is from the annotation of a GenBank genome assembly.
AUGAUAGUAAUGGAAAAACCACUCUUGAAUUCAGACAACAGUGAAGAGACUUCAACUGAUUUGCAUCGAAAUAAAGACUCUUUGGAUCGAUUCGAUGAUAGUUUAUGUGUACUGUUAUUGCCUUACUUGCCGUUCAAAGACCUCAUUCGCUUGGAAUGCGUGUCCAAACAGUUCCAGACAGUGACUAAGUCGGCGCUCACGGAUCACAAGACGCUCGUAAUCGAUGACGAUUUGAUGGGACCGAAGGGUUGCGCGAUUCAUGUGAAUCGAUUGAUGAACGAAAUCAAAAGGCUCUGUCCACACAUCGAGAGAAUUGACGUUCACGGAUACAAAAGACAGAAUAAAAUUAUUGGCCAACUCAAUAGCACUAAUUUUCCCAGAUUGACACAGGUUUACUGCGAUUUUAGCAAAUUGUGCAACAUUGGUGCCCAGUUAUGGAUAGAAUUGGGGCAAUACAUCACAGGCGUUGAAUUCUAUCGCAUUGAAGAGGCUUUCUUCAGACCAAUUGAUCCAAAGAUGGCUGCGAUGAGAGUUAUCAACAAAAGGAGAGAUUUGUUAAAGUAUUUUAAAAAUAUUUCAUUUAUGAGAGUCAGAAAUUUGGAACAAGUGUUCGAUAAAACAACCGGAAAAUUGUCGUUCAACUCAUUGAAAGGAUUUGAGAUAAUAUUCAAUGAAGUGGCACAUUUAAAGCUGUGGUCCGAAUUCGUGAAAGGCAAUAAUUCACUCAAAUAUCCGCCGCACGUGAAGUGUUUGACCCGUAUAUGGCAUCCAAACAUCUCCGAAGAGGGAGACAUAUGUUUGAGUUUAUUACGCGAGAGCUCUAUAGACGCGAUGGGUUGGGCGCCCACCCGAACCCUCAAAGACGUGGUUUGGGGUCUCAACUCACUAUUUACUGAUUUACUAAAUUUUGAUGACCCGCUCAACGACAAGGCGGCCGACCAUUACCUCAGAGACCGCGAGAGCUUUCAACUCAAAGUUAGGGAUUAUGUUCACAAAUAUGCAAAGUCUUAAUAACAUUACGAUAUUAUUUAUUAUUUAAACAAAAUAACUUUUUAGCAAAAAAACAUCUCGUUUUAAUUCUCUCUCUCAGUUGUCAUAUGUUUUUUAAAUAAAUAUUUUUCAAAUACUAAUAAAACAAUUGUCUCGAAACA